AGCAUCUUCAUUAUCUUUGCAGACACAUCAGCUCAGUGCCCUUCAGUUUUGAUCCCACUCGACUACUCAUCAUCCUCGAACCACAACAAGAUGGUCCGACUUACCAUCUUCGCGGUCAUCUUUGCCGCUGUCACUUCUGUUGCCGCUGACGGUUACUGCCAAUGCCUUUUCGCUGAUGGCUCCCACUGCUGCGUUGUUGAAUACGGCAUCAACAAGGCCUGCCAGGAGCGGUGCAGAGACAACGGAAAUUACAAGAAGAAGUGUAACGCUGGUGGCAAAUACUCGGACGUUAGCUCGUGGAACGCACAAUGGCGCACCAGCUGCACGGAAGGUGACAUUUAGGAGAUAGAACUAAGGAGCUCGCCAGGGUGCCUUGCACAGUUCCAUCUAAGUAGUUGUUUCUUUGCAUCAUGGCAAUCAAUGUUCCUUAUCUUAGUUUUCCUUAAUUCUUGAAAUACGAGGGCCUCGCUGUGAAACUCGCAUGUACACAGGUCACAUUUCCUCGAAGUUCUAAAUACAUAGCUGAGAGUCACGGCAGUCAAUGAAACCACCCUUUAUACCUU
This is a messenger RNA of Boeremia exigua, 563 nucleotides long. RefSeq lists its product as uncharacterized. The record is from RefSeq and is a predicted model, not a curated record. The transcript is spliced from 2 exons. NCBI's taxonomy places the organism in Eukaryota, Fungi, Ascomycota, Dothideomycetes, Pleosporales, Didymellaceae. The coding region runs from base 91 to 342 and encodes 83 amino acids.